GCGGGGACGUGGGAGCUUGGCGGGGAAGCCAGACUGGCUUUGGAGGUGCUGGGGGCCUGCCAUGGACACCAGCCUGGGAAGGGGGGAAGGGGAGGGUCUUCCUGCCCGGAACUCCAGAGGGGGAAGCCCCCAGCAUCAGGGUGAGCUGCCCCUCCUCUUGCCCAGGACCCCAGUGGUCCAGCUGGGUGUUUAAGGUGUCUUUUCUUCUUUUCUAAGUUAUUUAAAUUUUCUGUUCCUUGUCCUGGUAACUCCCGAGGGCAGAAGGGAGGGGCUGGGGGGGUUGGGGCCUGCACGGGUUUGUGGGCGAGGCAGAGCCAGCGGGAGGGACGCCUUUCCAUGUGGCUCCGAGGGUGGCUGGAGCUGUGCUCAGUGUCUGUUCUGUGUUGGUGCUUGCUGGCGUGCUAUCGCGUUGGGGGCCUUAUCAGAGCAAUUAUUUCCAGGGGUGGUUCCUUAGGGGUGUCUGUAUUUCAGCACCAGCUGGACGACAGGUUCCACACUGCAGCCGUAGGCCAGUGGCAAAGCGCGUGUGCUCUCCUCCUAGGAGGGUUGUGUGGCUCUUAUGCAAAGUGGCUUACAUUUCAGGAGAUGCUUCUGUCGCCCGGGGAAGGAAGUGGGAGCCCGGAGGGUGGAGAUAGCCACCUCUUCGGCCUGAGGUCCAGAAGGACGCCCUAGAGUAGUGUGCGUGUGGCUUUGCCUUGCCGUUGGGACUCUGCUGUCAGCAGUGAGGGGUCACAUGUCUAGUGCGUGCUCUGAGGUCGCACGUGCUCUUUCUCUGUGGGGCCUUGUCCUUCUAGAGGAGGCAGCCAGAAAGCAGAGUCACCGUGAUGCCACCUGGGAUGGCCUCCUGCAGGAGGUGGGGACUGGGCAGGACGGGGUUGUGGUCCUAAGAAUCUUUGGCUGUUCCUUCUCCUUCCCAUUUCAUGAUGUAGUUGAGAGCAGACCAGGCUGGGUUGCUGUCCUCCCCGCUCCCACCUACCCCCUCCUUGUCUCCCUCCAUCCCUCCCUCUAUCUCUCUCUUCUUCCCUCUCUUUCUUCCCUCUCUCCCUAUCUCCCCCUCCCUCUUUCUUUAUGUCUCUCUUUCUCUGGCACUUUAUCCCCCUCUCUCCACUGAGACCACUAGUCCUUUUACUUGGUAAACUUCUUUUAAAAAAAAUUUAAAUUGUUUAUUUUGAAAUAGUGAUAGAUUCGUAGGAAGUUACAAAGAUAGUGAACCCUAAAGGGUGCAGUUGACAUAGUCAUAGUGCAGCAUCCAAACCAGGAGGCUGACCUUGGUGCAGGGCAUGUGUUCUGUGUCGUUUUAUCACUGCGUGGGCUUGUGUGUGCGCAGUCAAGGUACAGAAGCGUCCCACCCCCACCACAAAGUUCUGCCGCACGCUGCCCCUUUAUAACCAUGCCUUCCCCUCGCAGCCCCGCUGUCCCUCAUCCUUGGCAACCACUGAUGUGUUUUCCGUCUCUGUAACGUCAUCUCGAGACCAUGAGGGAAAUGGACUCGCACAGUGUAUGGGCUGUUCUCACUCAGCAGUACGCCCCUGAGAGCCAUCUACGUGGUGUGUGUACCGGUAGUCUGUUCCUUUUUGUCACUGAGUGGCAUUCCGUGACGUGGCUGUGCCACGGUUUGUUUACCCAUUCACCUACUGAGAGACGUUUUGGUUUCCAGUGUGGGGCUGUUACGUAUAAAGCCCACACGGCCGGUCAGGUACAGGUUUCUGUGCGGACAUAAGUUUGCCUUUCUUUGGAACAAAUGUCAGGAGUACAGUUGCUGGGUCGUAUCGUAAGUGUGUGUUUAAUUUUUAACGACAAGGAUGUCCACUCUUGUCACUUCUCUUUAACGUUGUCCUGGAGGUUUUACACGGGGCAGUUAGUCAAGAAGAAUAAAGGCAUCCAGAUUGGAAAGGAAGAAGUAAAACUGUCACUAUUCGCAGACACUGUGAUCUUGUGUAUAGAAUAUUCUAAGGAAUCCACUAAAAAAAAGUCUUAGACUGAUCAGUGAGUUCAUCAGCACUGCAGGAUACAGGAUCGAUACACAAAACUCAACUUUGUUUCUGUAUACUUGCAAUGAAUAACCUAAAAUGAAAUUAAGGGAACAGUUAUAUUUACAGUAGAAUCAAAAAGAAUGAAACACUUAGGAAUACUGUAACAAAAGAAGUGCAAAACUUAUAAUCUGAAGAGUAUAAAAUGUUGUUCCAAGAAAAUAAGGAUUUAAAUGCAUGGGAAAAUACACUGUGUUUAUGGGUCAGAAGGUUUAACACUGUUAAGAUGUCCAUACUCCUCAAAUUGAUCUGCAGAUCAUCCCAGUCCCUAUUGGAAUUCCAGUUGGUUCCUUGGCAGAAACCGACAAGCUGAUUCUAAUCCCUGAUUCAUAUGUAAUUUCAAGGGACCCAAAAUAGCCAAAACAAUCUUGAGAAAGAACAUAGGGGGAGCAUUCACACUUCCUAAUUUAAAAACUUACUACAAAGCAACAGUAGUCAAGACAUUGGACUAGAAGAUAGUCCAGAGAUGAACUGAUGUGUCUGUGAUCAGCUGAUGGUGACAAGAGCGCUAAGACCAUCCAGUGGGGGAAAGAAUAAUCUCUUUAAUAAGUGGUGCUGGGACAACGGGACAUCCACAUGCCGAAGAGUGGGCCGGGCCCUCACCUGGCACCAUAAACAAAAAUCAACUCAAAAUGCGGUAAGUGACCUAAACGCAAGAGCUAAAAAUCUAAAACCCUCGGAAGAAAACAGGGCAGUCAAUCUUCAUGACCCUGAAUUUGACUAAGGAUUCUUAUAUAUGAUACCAAAAACGUGAACAACCAGAGAAAAAGGAUAGAUACAUUUGACUUAAGAAUGUAAGACUUUUGUGGCAGCAUCGAGGUGAACAGACAACCCACAGGAUGGACGAAGGAAUUCGCGAAUCGUGUGUCUGGUAAGGGACUUGUAUCCAGAGUUAAUAAGGAGCUCUUACAACCCAACAGUGAAAGACAACCCAAUUUAAAAAUGGGCAGAGGGUCUGAAUAGACAUUUCUGCAGGGAAGAUACUCAGAUGGCAAACAAGAUGGAAAGAUGAUACCAUUCGUCAUCCGGGAAAUGCAAAUCACACCCACAGGGAGGCGUCCCCUCACACCCGCUGGGCUAGUUACAUGCUGGUGAGCAGCACGUGGAGGAACCGGAACGCUUGCCCAUUGCUGGAGGGUGUGAAAUGUGCAGCUGCCGUGGGGACAGGCUGGUGGCCCCCCCAUGAGUCAACAGCAUCAGCUGCGACCCCGCAGUCCCACGCCUAGUGCACACCCCAGAGAAACGAAAGCACACGUCCACACGAAGACUUGCACAUGAUUACUUAGAGAAGCUUUAUUCAUCAUGGCCAAAAGGUGGAACCCCGAAUAGUGUCCCCUGAGAGACAAACGGGUGAACAAAGUGUGCAUUCGCACGGUGGAAUAUAUAACCUUUGCCCAUUUUCUCACAAACUAGGAAGCACGGGGUUGUACCUUUCGUGUGGGUGAAUUGUGAGGGGUGGGGACCCCAUCUCAAUCAAGUGUUUUUUUUUUCUUUUUUUUUAAAGAUUUUAUUUAUUUUUUGGCAGAGAGAGACACAGCGAGAGAGGGAACACAAGCAGGGGGAGUGGGAGAGGGAGAAGCAGGCUUCCCGCCGAGCAGGGAGCCCGAUGCGGGGCUCGAUCCCAGGACCCUGGGACCAUGACCUGAGCCGAAGGCAGUCGCUUAACGACUGAGCCACCCAGGCGCCCCAAGUGGUUUUUUUUCAAACAGAGAAAUGGGCUGUGUUCCAGAGUGGCAGCACCCAUCCCCUGUCCAGCUUCGGGCGGUGUGGCUGUCUUCUGUCCCUGCCACCCUGAUGGGUGUGCAGGGCUGUCUCGGUGUGGCUGCCUUUCCCUGGGCUUGUCGGCCAUCCAUCUGUCCUCUCUGGGCAAGUGUCUUUUUGUCCAUUUGUCUUUUGUCUGUCUUCUCAUUGGAGUUUUUAACUGCUGAGUUUUGGGUUUUUCUCAUGAUGUGUUCUGGAUACAAGUCUUUUGUGAGGUGUGUGGCUUGUGGGCUUUCCUCCUCCUCUGUCGCUUGUCUUUGCGUCCCCGGAACAGGCUCUUUCACGGAGCAGAAGUUUCCCAUUUUGGUGAAGCCCACGUUGUCCGUGCUUUCCUUUUGUGCUCGUGCUCUCCAGGCUAAGUCUGGAAACUUCUCACCAAGUCCUUGGCCUGGAAGAAUUUCUCCGCAGCCUCCUGCAUCAGCGGAUUCACGUGAUCAUGGGAUUAUUUUUCUUUAGUCCAUCAAGGGCGGACGAUACUGGUUGAUUCUUGAGCACCGAACAGCCUCGUCCCUGGAGCGACCCCGCUGGGGCGUGGGGCAUCGUUCUUUGUGCACACAGCCAUUUAUGGCUGAGGCGUCACGAAGGGUCUUGGUAGACUCUGAGUCCGCUGGGUCCUCAGUGCUUGCUCGGCCAUGAGCAGGGGUGUGUGUGGAGGCUUCCGGGGGGGCAGCACCGUCGGGGGGAGACCCAGAGGGAGGUCUAGAAGGAAGCCCAAGGAUGUGGGAGGUUUCGUUUGGGGAUGAGAAGGGCAGCCACUUGCUUGGGUGGUGUCCCCUCCACAUCCGACCCCACAUCACUUGCGGGGCGGGUACCCGGGCGCGGGCCCAGGGGAACGGCUCGCUGGUGUCUGGGCAAGGCCUGGGGCCCAGGGCAUCCCUGAGGUUGGGCAGUUCCAGAAGCGAGGAGGUGCUGGACGUGCGAGAGCCCGUUCUCAAGGCCGGCAGCUCUGUGUCUUCCCGCGGUGGCCCUCAAGGACUGCUCGCUUUUCUGUCGGUCCCCCUUCUGGUGGCAGAUGUGAGUGACAUCAGUCGCCUCCUCAGCGCGUUCCACAAGCCGCACGCGGGCCUCAUCCAGGCCGCCCAGCAGCUGCUCUCCGACGAGCAGGCCCCGCUGCGGCAGAAGCUGCUGGCCGACCUCCUGCACACCGUCAGCGAGAACAUCGCGGCCGAGACCAGGGCCGAGGACCCGCCGUGGUUCGAAGGUUUGGAGUCUCGAUUCAGGAGUAAGUCUGGGUACCUGAGGUACAGCUGCGAGAGCCGGAUCCGGAGCUACCUGAGAGAGGUGAACUCUUACGCCUCCGUGGUCGGCGUGGAGGCUCAGGAGGAGUAUUCCCGCAUCGUGGACGUCAUGUGCCGGGAGCUCAGGGCGGCGCAGUACAAUGGCAGCUACUUCGACAGAGGCGCCGAGGCAGGCGGCCGGCUCUGCACGUCCGAGGGCUGGUUCUGCUGCCAGGGUCCUUUUGACAUGGACACCUGUGCGUCCAAACACUCCAUCAAUCCCUACGGUAACAGGGAGAGCCGGGUCCUCUUCAGCACGUGGAACCUGGACCACAUAGAUCUUCCAAUGCCCUUCAAGUGGCCAUACCGCUUUUGGGGAUCAGAUGGUACUGAGCGCAUACAGGACGUUAUGGGGACAGUCGAGGCUGCCGUCCCACCCCUUCUGGAUCCAUUCCCUUCCGCCCCCAGGAACUGUUCUGAGACGCGUGGCUUCCGUGCGGGUCUGUGGGCGCUCUGUGCUCUUCGUCUUGGAAGACGUCCCUGUAGCCUGGACUCUUGCAUGCUUGUUUGGGGCGUCAGGGGUCCCCCUUCAGAACCUGGAAGGCGGGACAGCGGGGUGUCCGGGCGUCGGCUGCUUUCUGCCUCUUCGGUGGCAGCUCUCGAGCGGCUUUCUCCUGGAACAUGGAGCGUGUGAGGGUGCAGAUCUCUCCUUCACGUUCUGCCUGGGACUUGUCUUCCUUGUUCUGGGACAACUUCCUCCUGGAUUUUGGAAGACUCCUGAGCAUUUAUUAGUCACGACUUCUCGGCUUCUUCCUGUCCGGCUCUUCUGGAACUCUCCACAGCUGCAUGCUGGGCCUUCUUGUCCUGGCUCCCCCGGGCUCCAUCGGCUCAGACUCCAGCUCUGCUGCGGUGUUCCUGGCCACAUCCGGCCACGUCCGGCCACGGGCUGAGCUGUGGCCCCGCAUUCGUACGUCGAAGCCCUGACGGCCAGCGUGACUGUGUCUGGGGAUGGGUCCCCAGGGCGGCUGUGGCGAGGGCAGGCCUGACCUGCCGGACUGUCCCGUGAGGAAAGAGGCCGCCUCUCUGAGCCAGGGACUCUCAGCUCGCCCUGGCCGGCCCCCCCAGUCCCCCAGCCCCUGAACUCGGGGAAAUUACGUCUGUUGCUUGCGCCCCCAGAGCAUGGUGUCUGUGACGCGCCCGGGCCGCCUCGGACGCUUGCCUGUUGUUCAUUCACUUGUUCCCUCUGCAGCUGGGGCGCCUCCUGUCUGUCCACCACGUCCGUAUUUCCUUCCUGGAAGUGCUUCUGGGUUCUUUGUAAAACAAGCCUUUCCAUACCAGUCUGUUUUCAUUAUAUUUUUUAUUUAUUUUAAUUUUAUUUUUUUAAAGAUUUUAUUUUUAAGUAAUCUCUACACCCAGCACGGGGGUUGAACUCACAACCCCAAGACCAAGAGUCGCAUGCCCUUCUGACCAAGCCAGCCUUUUUCAUUAUUAUUUCUGUUUUAAAUCACUUUAUUCAUUUUAAGCAUAUUUGUUUUACGGCUGUAAGGAAUUGAGCUGUGUCCAAAGAGAGGUGUGGCCUCGGCCCCUGGCCCCUGGGAGGUCACCUUGAAGCCCUUGGAGUGUCCUGCCUGUGAGGGUCCUUGCUCCCCUGCGGGCCGUGGUUCGCUGCGUGGUCUAGCAGUGUGAUUGCGGUGGGGGCUGUGGGUCCCGUGGGGGCCGGAGAUGAGGCUCCUCAUCGGGUGGCCGGCCAUGCCCACGUGUCCGAGUCCCGACAAAGACUGGACACCGAGGCCUGGGGAAGCUUCCCUGCCUGGCACCACCCCAGGCGUGUGCUCACCACCGCUGCCGAAGGGGUCUGUGCCCUCCGUAGGGAGAGGGCGGCGGGAGCUCUGCAUCUGGAACUUUCCUGGACUCUAACCUGUGAGUCCCUUCCCUUGGCUGAUUUUAAUUUGCAUCCUCUCAUGAUUAUAAGCCACAGCUGUGAGCAUAACAGUGUCCAGGGGCGUCUGAGCCUGUUGAGCCAACUCUCAAACCUGUGGGUGGUCUCGGGGAGCCCUGGACUUUACGGUUGGCAUCGGAAGAGGUCUCAGGGAGCCCUCCCUAGCUCUCAGCGGUCUGCCUCAGAGGCUGUAGCCCGGGUCUUUCUCGGGGGUCCUUGCCCGUUGCUGUGUGCUCCUGGUGACGUUGCUGGGUCUGGAUUCCGAGUUCAUCCUCAGCAGGAUGGUUUUCUGUGGACGUCCUGUGUGUGCUGGCUUGUCCUUCCCCACAGAGUGGUUUUGCAUUUGUUUCCGCCGGACACCCAGGGCUUUCAGUGGCUCUGAAACAACUGAGUAUUAAUUUCUUGCUUGGCUCCCACAUGUGUGGCGGCGUGAGGUCGGACUGUGUGUCUGUGAACAGUGAGCUGAGGGUCCUGGCUUCCUGGGUGACUGUGGAAGUGGUCAUGCUGUUGGUGCUCCCCGAAUCAUACCUCCCGCUCCCUGCACCGUGUGGGUUCUCCCGACGCCUCCCGUCACUGAAUAAGGCUCGGCCACGUGGCUCCAGCAGACCGGAUACCAGCGGAGGCCUGAUACGUGCUUGCACGCUGGGGCCUGUUCUCUGGGCGCUGCCAUUCCCAGGGAGGGGCCUGACCUGGCUCCCUGGGGAGAAAGCCCGGCCCCCAGUCAGCCCUCUGGCCAGCCCAGCCACAGGAGUGGGUCAGGGUCAGCAGGAGCCCUGCCACACUGACCCCCACAGGCCUCUGUUCUGGGGCUGGGUAUGCAGCAGAAGGUAGCUGACGGGGUGGCUUUUUCUCCCUCCCCAGAGCCCGGGGCUCCCUGCCACUUCCCUUCCCACACUAACAGCUGCAGUGGGGUCUCCGUCCCACCUCCCCGGCUCUCCCCUUGGGCCCCUUUCUGGACCACAGCCCUAGUGGGCUGCAGGAGGGUGGCUCACCCCUGCGGAUCAAGCAUGGACGUCUCUGUUUCUGGCAGGGGGGCCCCCCUUCUUUCUUGUGAUCUCAAGUAUGUACUUCUUUUCCCUUUUAUUCAGCGUUUCUGUGCCGUGGGGACACGAGUCUGUGUGCUUUGGUCCUCCAGCUGUGGUACUUCUGAUUCCUUCUUGUCGGUCCGCAAGCUUCCGUCCCCAUUAGUACACGGGCUUUGAAUGGUUUGUUUAUAAGUGAAACAGGCUUACACAAAGCAGUGUGGACGCACACAAGCAUGAGGCUAGGGUUGGAAAGACAGACGUCAGCCCUCACCACGACACUCUCCAGGGAGGACGAGGGGGAAGGCUUUAUUUCUGGGGUUCUGCUGAGGAGGGACUGAGGACGCCGGGCCCCACCCCUUUCCUUCUGCGUACU
Molecule: messenger RNA, 8345 nt
Organism: Mirounga angustirostris (Northern elephant seal)
Lineage: Eukaryota; Metazoa; Chordata; Mammalia; Carnivora; Phocidae
Gene: DFFB
Product: DNA fragmentation factor subunit beta
Exons: 6
Coding region: 4509-5702 (397 amino acids)
Biological process (GO): apoptotic DNA fragmentation; apoptotic process
Cellular component (GO): nucleus; cytoplasm
Molecular function (GO): DNA endonuclease activity
Source: RefSeq, a predicted model, not a curated record